AAAAAGCUGAAACUUAGGGCGUCGCCUGUGUUUCUGGGGGGCUGGGAGUCCCGGGGAGCGGGGUGCCCUGCUGGGGUCCUGCUGGGGUCCCCGGGGUGCUCAGGGCUGCUGUGUGCCCCCAGGUUCUGUGGGGAAUGCCUGCAGCCCUGCCUGCAGGUGCCCUCCCCGCUGUGCCCACUCUGCCGCGUGCCCUUCGACCCCAAAAAGGUGGAGAAGGCUUCCAGCGUGGAGAAGCAGCUCUCAUCCUACAAGGCUCCCUGCAGGGGCUGCAGCAAGAAGGUGACCCUGGCCAAAAUGCGCUCUCACGUCUCGUCCUGUGCCAAGGUGCAGGAGCAGAUGGCCAACUGCCCCAAGUUUGUCCCAGUUGUCCCCACAUCCCAGCCCAUUCCCAGCAACAUUCCCAACCGCUCCACGUUCGUGUGUCCGUACUGCGGGGCCCGGAACCUGGACCAGCAGGAGCUGGUGAAGCACUGCAUGGAAAACCACAGGAAUGACCCCAACAAGGUGGUGUGCCCAGUGUGCUCUGCCAUGCCCUGGGGGGAUCCCAGCUACAAGAGUGCCAACUUCCUGCAGCACCUGCUCCACAGGCACAAGUUCUCCUACGACACCUUCGUGGAUUACAACAUCGACGAGGAGGCAGCGUUGCAGGCAGCCCUGGCUCUGUCCCUCUCUGAGAACUGAGGCUGGGAUCCCUCCCACUGCUGCUCUCUUCCCACCUUGUUGAAGAAGGUGGAGCCUCUUCAGUUGUCGCAUGAGUGAGCAGAGACCUCUGGAGAGAGGAGCUGGCGCCGCAGGACUGGGAUCAAUCCUUGGAUGGGCAUUUAAUAUCCGUGUUGAGAGCAUAUCCCCGUGUCCAGAUCUGUGUGUUAUUAGCUGCUUUUUGGCACACUCGUCCCUGCUCUCUGUUGCAACAGAAUAGGUACCUGAAACUGAUAGAUUGGAUGCCAGGAACACCCUAAUUUGGGACUGGAAUCAGCCACAUCCUUUUAAAAAGGAGGAAGGCAGCACGGAGCAUCUUUUUUUAAACUCUCCAAGGAUGUUUUUUUCUAGAGAUGUCAGGCUGUCCUGACCCCCAUGCUGAAUCCCAGGAUGAGACUGAGCUGUGGUUCAGAGGAGCCCUCAAGGAUGGCAUCCAGCAUCCAGGGAACCCCUCCCCUUCCUCGUUUUGUACCGGCUCUUGGGAUACCAAACCCUUGCCUUUUUCUACACGGGGCGGCGUGAAGCCUUUUCCACCUUUUCUAGAGCGGGGUCAGAAGCUGUUCCCCUUCACACUGCAAUAUCUGCCACCCAGGACAAGAGUAUUUUUAUGGAACAUUAUUAAGAAAGUUUUAUUUUUUACACAAACAACCCAAGCAAAUGAACGCGUGGAUUGGGAAUGGGGCAGGAGCUGGAUCCCGGAGCGGCGGGUCGGACUCUGAGCUGGGGAGAAGUGCAGGGAUCUUCCUGGGACAUCCCUGGAUAUUGCUGGGCCUCUCCUGGAUAUUUCUGGACCUUUCCCUUCCCUCACCAGAAUUCCUCUGCCUGUGAGGGAGCAGGCAGGAUGGCUGUGCCAUGCUGGCACUGGGCAGGAGCAGCUGGAUUGGAUCCAGGUGCUGGUUGCCCAUGGAGUUGUUUCUCCCUGUUGUAAUCCCUCCCUGGGAAUGGGGCACUGUUGAUCCAAGGUGCUCCACAGCAUCCUGGUGAUCCUCCUGCCCCUUCCCCAGGGCCUCCAGUGGUGGAGCUGAGGGAGGGGUGUGAUUCUGAGAGCCUUUCCACAGGAUGUGCAGAGAAGAGGGGUGGGAGAGGCCCCCUCUGCAUCUCCCUGCUUGGAGAAUUUCUGAGCUUUAUCCAAAACCUGGCUCCAGCUCUGCUCUAGCAAUACUGGCUUGGGUUUUAUUUUGAUUUUCCUAGUACUGGAUGAUUUUGGGAUCUGCAGCCCUGUGAGGAGCAUGCUCAGCUCCCCAGGCAGGGCAGGGAAAGGGCUGGAGCUGCUCUGCUCCCCUUUCAGGAGCCAGGCCAGUGAGGAGGAACGGGAUCUUCUCUUACCUGCCCAGCACUGCUGGCACCUGCAGGGUGUUCCUGGUGGGAUGGAGAGUCCUGGCAUCUUCCAGGAGGGACCCCGGAGCAUUUCCCUGUCCUGUGCUCAGCUGGGACCCUCGGCUGCUGGAGCAACCUCCGUCAGAGCUCCCUGUGGAGCUGUUAACCUCGGCCUCCUUCCCUCUCUCCUUCUUUUCCUUCUUUUUGCCCCACAGAGACAGAGCAGGGGCAGCAAGAGCUGCUUUUGUAAAGCACUUUAAGGCCCUGGGUGUGAGGGGCCACGCCAGGGAUCCCUCCGUGCCAGGGAUCCGUGGAUCCCACCGGCCAUACCCCCCAGUGCGUCACCCACCACUUUUUUUGCAUAAUUAGAACUUUUGACGAGCCGUCCUGUUUUUUGAAGAAGAAUUAACUCGAUGACUUUAUUUGUAGCAAACCAUUUUUCUCAAUAAAGGCAGUUU
Ficedula albicollis (Collared flycatcher) is the source of this 2474-nucleotide messenger RNA. It is a transcript of the gene RNF166, whose product is annotated as ring finger protein 166. Gene Ontology annotation, biological process: ubiquitin-dependent protein catabolic process; protein polyubiquitination. Gene Ontology annotation, molecular function: ubiquitin protein ligase activity. The transcript is spliced from 5 exons. Lineage: Eukaryota; Metazoa; Chordata; Aves; Passeriformes; Muscicapidae. The annotation marks the transcript as partial. The record is from RefSeq and is a predicted model, not a curated record.